AUAACUCGGCAAAGCAUGAAAUGUCAUUUCAAGACGGUUAUGGGUUUCCACAAGUGUAUUACCUGCACGUGUUGUUUAAAAUGACUCAUAUUUCAAAUACAGGGAAAGGUCACAAACGUAUGUAAGCGAUACAAGGAGGUUAAGCAUGCAGGAUGGCGACUGAGGUAGUUAAGGAAUGUAAUAAGGAGGGGUCCACGCCUACCAACAUUUCGAUGACUAUGGACAAGAGCAGGCCUGUCUGGAUCGUAUGUCCACCUGAAGAAGCGUUCGGAGAUGUCCAGUGUAAUGAGCCUUGCCCAUUAGAAAACUGUGGUCAGAUCUUCUCCAAUACUAGCUGUUUACGUAUGCACGUGACGAAAACGCAUGGCAUUGUACAGAAAAGCAGCUCUGCCCGAGACAAGGAUAAGAGUGCUAACUUACCAAUAGAGUACCACUGCCCGAAGACCUCAUGUCCCUAUAGCCUUUCCUCACCUAGACACUUCUCCUCCAUGAAGCUGCUCAAACAGCACUACAGUAAGGUCCAUGCAGAGAAGAAACACAAGUGUGAGAAGUGUGGUGCUGGGUUUGGCUUGAGCCGAGACAAAGAACGUCACGAGGUUCGAUGUGGCAUCGUCUACAAGUGUGGGACCUGUCAGUGUCCCUACACGACGCGCGAGGCCAUGCUCACACACUGUCAGCGCAAGUCACAUGACCUGCCGGCCGAGAUCAUCAGGGCAAGAGAGGAACAAUUGACUGCACAAAAGAUGAAGAAGUUAAAGAGACGACAGGUAGAGAACCAACUUCCUGACCCCUUCAGGGGCCACCCACCUCCGAAAGUAAUCCUGGUCAACAUCCAACCGACCCCACCAAGUCUUCCAACAAAGCUGUGCGCACGUGGCACAAAAGUCACACACCACAAACCCAUUCUCUGCAAGCCAACUCCAAACAUCAAUUUGAUCCCCUUAACCAGGGUCACAGUGACUCUUGACAAUGUUAAAGUAAACCAGAAGAAAGAUAACGCUGAACGAAAUAUUGCCACUGUGAACAGUUCACAAGACAAGGGAGAUAAUUCAAGCGAUGUGCAGAGUAACAAGAGUUGUGACACGAACAUUGGUCAAUUCCAGAUUGCAAACACUCAAACACCAGCUCCAGUGAUGGAGACGGGUAUGCAGACAAAUGUUACGAUUCCCCUCAGGAAGACGACAGGUCAUCAACGGAACGCUGCACAGACACAGACAACAGGGGACCUCAUAUUACAGGCUGCCAUGGCAACUGCCAAUAUUCCAAUUCAUAAAUCGUCUGUUGGGACACAGAUGACCCCAAGGUCAAAGUUAAGGGCAAUCAAACAAGGCAGUGUAUGUUCCAGUGAGACACAGACAGUAAAUGUUCAGGCAACCGCCAGGAAACGACGACGACGUAAAGGACCGAUCCUCGGGGCGCCGUUGAGAAUGGACUCGACCUGCCAGACAACUGCUGGUCGGCCACUUGCUCUGGUCACCAUGACUAGUGAUUCAACAUGUCAGGUUGAGAGCGUGGGGAUGAUGAGUACGUGUGUUCAGACUAACAGGAUGGUCGACAACAUAAGUCAGACUCAAGAUGUCAACCCUGACGAUGUCUCCCUGUACGCCUCUUCCACUGCACAGCAAGUAGCAAGUAACAACCAAUCAAAGACGAGACCUCUGUUUGUGUCUCCCAUACCAGACACCACAGACAAUGGAGUUAAUGAUACAAGUAGACACAGAGUUACACGAAAACGGUCGAGAGCCACAGUUAAUAAUCAACGUAGGAAAAGUACUUCAACGGCAACAAGUUGCUCAGCAAUGAAAGUGCCGAAGAAACAUUCUGGCAGCAUGGCUGUGCAAACUACACCAAAUGCUGUUCCCAACUUUGGUCCUAGAGUUUCAUUGAAUACCAGUAGUAAUUUAAGCCAGGGAACAUCAACAGAUCUAGACCUUGGAGAUGAGUUUCAGAACUUUCUGAUGUCCACUUGUCGAGACAUUUCUGUGGGGACGGAUAUUGACGACACCCAGCCUACCACUGCCAGUGACGCAGUUUAUACAAAACGCAUGUCUACUGCAACCUUUAAUGCUUUUGUAGAAGCAUCAACUCAAGUCACGGAUAUCAGGAACCCAACAACGUCCAGUGCUACACAGUUCAACGUUACACCAACCAGUGUGUUUUGUGGAGGCACUGCAAGGAGUCAUGAUGCUGGUUCAAUGACCUGCGACCUGCAGCAGAGCAUCAGCGGGUUUGUUUCGCUGACUGACUCGGAAGUGCAGACUUUGUCGUCUGCAUCUGACCUUGACACGCUGUUACAGACAGCUCAGACUAACACUGAUGCCCCGGACACGCUGAUGGACAUGCAUACUCAGACCAUCAACGACUUUGAUGUGUUUGACUUGUUAAUGAACAACAUGGAAACCCAGACAACGGAUGACCUUGACCUCGAUACCUUCACCUUCACGGAUAUACAGACUCAGACCAUGUUUGAUUUCCAACCAAUGGAAGACCCAAUGUCUAUUGUGGGAGAAGAAACUCAAUGCUCUUCGACACAAACCACGGCCAACAAGAAAGGCGGGAUCGUUGACACGGCACACCAGAGCGAGGCUACUCAGACCUCCCAGGUCGAUUCGACAUCUCUCACAGACACACAUACACAAACGCCCCUCCCUGGUCUCUUUUCCUUGACCGACACUCACACACAGACCACUCUUGAUGACCUAGCCAAUAUCUUUGCCCAAUUUGAUUAAUGUUAACUUUGACUAUGUAAGUGAAAUUAUUUAUAUAUUAUGUUGUUGUUUAAACUUGUAUUGUACAAGGGAGUUAACCCACACAAAUGUAAAACUUGGGUCUGAAUUUUUAAUACAAGAAAGUAAAAGAUUUGAAUGUUAGUCUAAACUGAUCAAAUUGAAAAUAAAUUAGUCUUUUUGUUUCUGUGUGAUAUAAUACACUCUAAUUCGUUUGAGAUGUAACAGGCCAUUUGAAUGGGAGAUCAAAAGAAUUUACGACAAUAUAACCAUGAUAUAUUAAUAUGGCUAUUGUUACUGACGUCAAUGACCGUGAAACAUCAUAAAAUGGAUUAUUAAUGACCUCACAAACAAUAGCUUGACCUAUGUAGUUCUGCCUCAGUUUGAAUGUGUAAAAUUGUCGUUUCUUUCCUUGGCACUGGCUGAUGUGAAUUAGAGUGUGAAUAAUGGUAUAUCAUGAUUAUAUUACCGCAAAUAUCUAUUUCACUGGCUCUGCUCAAAAACCCAAUUUGCGAACGUAUAAUAACGAUAUACCUCCACAAAUCUAAAACUACAUUGGGUUAUCCCUAAGUGUUGAAUCUGAUAAUUUUGCAAAGUAACGCACAGAAAGGUGAAAUUUGGGUCUAACUUUUCUUUCAAGAGAGUGGAUAUUUGAGUGUUACUCAAAGGCAACAAUUCAUCAUUUUGUUAUCUAUUAUUUAUUAGAGUAUUGAAACUUUUUACAUCUUUGCACCAAUUUUUUCUGUUGAAAUAUCAGCUGACCGCUCACUUUCACUCUCUGUGAAGAGUAGCUUGGUUAGCGAAGAUGAUUUUCCCCAUAACAGAACAGAUGUUCGAGGAUUAAGUUUUUGGGGAUAAAAAAUAUCAACAGUAUAUAUAUAUAUAUAGUGCUACCUCACCAUAAAAGUUAUCGCCAUUCUAGAAAAACAUCAGGCAGACACACAAUAUUGGCCUCAUUUUGUAUCUAAAUGUUUAAAAGAAGGCCAUCUUGUACAAUGUUUUUUUCAACUAGAAAAGAAAUGAUAAAAUAUAGUAUGGGGUGCCCCCAAAAUAGUUAAUUCAUAUGACACUGUUAUUAGGUGUUACUUCAAAAAUAUUUGCAAAAAUUGGUGACCUAUAGCAGUGCAGUGGAUCUUUUCAUCAACAGUGCAUAAUGUCAAUGCAUGACCCAUAGCUUGUUUGAAAAAGUUUGUUAAAAAAACAAAUUCCAUAAAAAACUUAAUUUAUAUAAUAUUGUACAUGGCAGAAAAAGAAUAGUUUAAGAUCAUUCAAUGAUAUUCAAUACUCAUUUUUUGUAUGAUUGUGUUAUACAUGGUCAUUUUUUGUUUAUCAUUCUACUGCACCUUUACUUAUUCACGUAGGGACCCUUUAACUCAUUCACCCCUGAAAUUUCAAAAUGAACUAUUCCAUCCUUUGAACUGGAAGA
This is a messenger RNA of Mizuhopecten yessoensis (Yesso scallop), 4152 nucleotides long. RefSeq names its product ATM interactor-like. Gene Ontology annotation, cellular component: nucleus. Lineage: Eukaryota; Metazoa; Mollusca; Bivalvia; Pectinida; Pectinidae. The transcript is spliced from 4 exons. The coding region runs from base 153 to 2729 and encodes 858 amino acids. Gene Ontology annotation, biological process: regulation of transcription by RNA polymerase II. The record is from RefSeq and is a predicted model, not a curated record. Gene Ontology annotation, molecular function: transcription cis-regulatory region binding; DNA-binding transcription factor activity, RNA polymerase II-specific.